AGUAUAUAUAGAUACAUACAUUUAAUAUAUUCGUUUUUCGAUACACGACACAAUGAUGUAGGGUCCAGCAGAACUUAUGCCGGCUACUCGUUUUAGCGCUGUGCAAUUUUUGUAGCUUAAUGUAAAAAUUCGUUUCCUAUGAUAGAACAAAUUUGAGGUGAAUUGAUUUGUACUUCAUUGAGAUGAUUUAUGAGUGGUGUAAAUCGUGUGCGCGCUGAUACUCCUUCAUACUUAUUAAACGCGCAUUUUGUGCAAAUUUUUCAGCGGGGAUGACUGGAAGGAGAUCGGGACCUUCUGAUUCAUGUGUCGAACUAUUGUUUAUCCCAAUAUUUCUAACCUCUGAAUCGUCAAGCGAGUAGUUAAUUAUUUUCUCGAUUUAUGUUUAACAUGAACAGAAAUUGGAAACAAGCUACAAAAGAAGUUCCGAAAUCUCCUGUUCUCUUCGAUGAUGACGACUUGGAUGCUUCAUCAUCCGAUGAAAUUAAGGUCAUAAAAUCUGGUGGAUUGCAAACCCAAGCUGGCCAUAGUACUCCAAUACAAAACAGACUGAACAAGCCAGACUCUGAAUCGCCAGAUUUACAUUAUAAUGACAGCCCAAUUGAACCACUUACUCAACACCCUCCAAAUGAAGUUGGUUGGGAUUAUAACAGACCCAAAGAUGAUGAUAACAGUCCAGAUUCUAAGGAUAUCAGUCAAACACCAAAAAGAAGUUUUCUUUUGGCCAAAAAAAGAAAUUCCAAUUCUCCACUCAUACAUAAGCCCAUGAAAAAACUAAUGCAAGAAGAACAAAAAGUUUACAUUGCAGAUUUUGUAGCUCAAUUACAAGCGAUUCAAAGUAAUGUUAAAACUGUUGAAACAAAGUGUAAUGAAACACCAUCUGCAGUUGAUGAUGCAGAAAGUCAAUUAAUUAUAGAAACACAUUCACAACCAUCAGAUGACUCAAUUCGUUUACAGCUACAGGUUUCAGCAAUAGAGUCUCCCAAAAAUGUUGAUAAAUCUCCAGAAUUAUGUAAAGGAAUUAGAAAAAAUUUACACAGUGAUUUGUGUGAUGACUCAAUGGAAGAUAUGAUGGUUAUAUGUAGCCAACAGAUAGAAGAAAAGGAAUUUGGACAAGAAAAAAAUUGUGUUUCUAAACAAUCUGGUCACAGCAGUGAGCGGAUUAAUAGUAGUAAUUCAUCAUUACUUAAAAAUGUUAGUAGUAAAACAGAUUCAAAAUCUUUGGAACUACCAGAUGAUUCUUUUGAUAAUAUAUUCUUAGAAAUUAAUGAUGAAGAUAUUAUAAAAUCCAAGGAAACCAAGCCAGAAAUAAAUGUAAUUGAUACUUCGAAUAAAACACUGAGUAAAAGCUCUAACUCGACUGUAAAUUCUGCUACAUCAUCAAAAGUUGGUACCACAAACAAAUUUUUUGUAUCUAAAAAUUUGGAAAAUGUUGAAACAUCCAAAACAAAAACAACAAGCAUUUACAGUUAUUCAAAACAUAAAACAACAAGUAAGGUUGUUGUUCAAGACAAAAUAUGUAAUGCAAAUGCAAGUUUUGGAUAUUUGAACAAAAACACAAUUCAUAAAAAUAAUUCAGAUUCUAUUUCAAAAUCUCCAAAUACUUUUGAUCAUGACAAUAAUGGAAAACCAAAAGAAUCAAAAAUUUUCAAAGCCAAGAGCUUUACAUAUUACGAUUUACAAAGCAAUAAAAAUAGUUUUAUGCAACAGGAUGAGAAAAUACCUAGGCAACAUAGCAUGUCAUCAAAUAUAUCUAAUUACACUAGGUCGGAUACAAAUAACUCAAAUUCCAGUUACCAGGAUAAUAGAGCAUGGAGGAGAACCCAGUCUGGAUCAUCAAUUAUGUCAAGACAAAGUGGAGUUUCUCAAACAUUAUCAACUCCAGAAGAAAUUGAAAGAAAGCGCCAAGAAGCAAUAAUGAAAAGAAAAGCAAAAUUAGCUUCUCAAAGUCUUUCAAAUAUCGGAAAAUCAAAUAAAAAAUGAAAAAUUUAAGGCUACUGUUAAAGAACUGUUAAAAAUUAAGCUAAUUAGUAAAAAUGCUGAGACAUAAGUCAUUGGAGAAAGACAAAUGAUUUACUUUAUCCUAUGCCUCUAUGUUGAGUAGAGAGUGUAUUAUAUGUAUUUUUUAUUGUUAAUUA
This is a messenger RNA of Trichogramma pretiosum, 2135 nucleotides long. RefSeq lists its product as uncharacterized. Bases 379 to 1980 code for a protein of 533 amino acids. The record is from RefSeq and is a predicted model, not a curated record. NCBI's taxonomy places the organism in Eukaryota, Metazoa, Arthropoda, Insecta, Hymenoptera, Trichogrammatidae. The transcript has 2 exons.